Colletotrichum fioriniae is the source of this 1311-nucleotide messenger RNA. RefSeq lists its product as uncharacterized. Lineage: Eukaryota; Fungi; Ascomycota; Sordariomycetes; Glomerellales; Glomerellaceae. The record is from RefSeq and is a predicted model, not a curated record.
AUGGAUUCGACGGUGGGAGAGGAGGUUUACCUUGCCAUGCAGGAUGUCUUUUGCAAACACCACGCCGAGACCCGUGAUAAGAAAGCCAUCAAACGCAGAAUCCACGCCUGCUUGGGCCCAGCGAUCAACGCUCUGGACUUGAAAUAUACCCGGCCAGCUGUUGUCAGUACGUGCCAGGAGCUCCUUGAGAAGGGGAUCUUCGAAAGCAGGUGGAAGGCCGAGCAGCAGUUUCCUCAUUUAUUCCAGUGUUCACCUUCGCCACAGGUAGCUACACCAGCGAAUGCGCCAGAGAACCCUGAAGCUACGAGACAGGAGACAGAUUGGAAGGAGCAGAUCGUGACGCUCAUAGCAAAGAGCAAGGCCAAAAGGACUUCUAGGUUGCAAGCUGCGGUUGUAGGUCCACCGCCCGAGUUUGAAGGAAAUAUGGUGGCCAUUCCAGAGUCUUAUGCUGCUGAGGCUACAGGGGAGGUGGGCGACGCGGCAAGCGACACCAUGAGUGAUGCGAUGGGCAGCAUCGCCACGACAAGCAGCGACACCGCCAUCGCCGAGUCAACGGCAACGGCAACAGCGCAACAGCCACCUAUAGAGACCGCCACUUUUCCCGGGCUGCGCACCGCCUUCCUAUCAUACGAAGCUCAACACGCUCUCUUCACAAAGAUCCAAAACCUUCUAGAGAAAGCCUGCUUCGACUACGCGAAGCAGGCGCACCCCAAGAUCCUGGAAGCAGGACAAUGGGAGUCGCCCGAGUGUGUCGAACUCCAAAAGUGGAUGUGGAUCUUUAAGAACGAGGUGUUUGAUACAUUUCAGGCUGAGACGGUGCCCCUGCCGCAUACUGGCUGGCACGCCUUCUUCGAAUCGAUCAAGCAGAUUCGGCACAAGGCCGUCCAUCGCGAGGUUCUGUGCGUCGCGGAUGUGAAGGCGUACCUCGCUGACGCAGAGAGCCUCGCGAAGCUGCUGCGUCAGGACGAGUGUAUGGCCAAGCUGGGCCUGCUGAGGGAGGAAAUGGAGAUGGUGCUGGCCGUUUCGGAGCGAAAGAAGGAUGCGCUGGCGGUGAAGUAUCAGGCCAAGUUUGAGAAGAUUGAGGUGCGGCGGAAGGAGCUGGGUGAGAUUGAGAGGCGGACGAAGGAGGAGAUGGUACAGGAGCAUCGGAGGAUGCAGAGUGAUCUCGGGUUUGGGUUCAAGCUUGCGGUUGCGGAGAUGAAGGAGACGGAGGUCCCGGGGAAGGGAGGUGAAGUGGAAGGGGAUAAAGAAGAAGGCGCGGGCUCUUGGGGACUUGCCGCUGGCCUCUGGAAACUGGUUUCUGGCUGGUAA